This is a messenger RNA of Amphiprion ocellaris (clown anemonefish), 853 nucleotides long. RefSeq names its product mitochondrial ribosomal protein L41 (gene mrpl41). The record is from RefSeq and is a predicted model, not a curated record. Gene Ontology annotation, biological process: translation. Gene Ontology annotation, molecular function: structural constituent of ribosome. The coding region runs from base 196 to 603 and encodes 135 amino acids. Gene Ontology annotation, cellular component: mitochondrial large ribosomal subunit. NCBI's taxonomy places the organism in Eukaryota, Metazoa, Chordata, Actinopteri, Pomacentridae. The transcript has 2 exons.
GAAUUUCUGCAUACUUUAUUGCAUAUGUGUACAAGAAUUAAGCAAUUUAUGAGCCUACAGGCCAAAGAUGUUUAGUGUGGGAGUGUGAACUUACAGUUAACCUGCCAGGAUACGGUGCAACGUUAAAGUUAGCUAGCUAGGGAAUUAUCGUUUGUUAGCUCGUUAGCUAGUCAGUGACCAGCAGUACGAGGCAGCAUGGGUGUGUUAUCCACGCUGGUGAGAGGUUUAGUCAGAGGCGCCGACAGGAUGUCUGAGUUCACCAGCAAGCGUGGAUCCAGGACUCAUAAUAAAGGCAGGGGUGCCAGGCCCACUGGACUGAAGCUUUCCAGCAGAAAGUUUUUGUCCAUUCGGACCAUGAUUCCCGAGUUUGUGGUGCCUCAUUUGGAGGGAUUCAAACUCAAGCCAUAUGUAUCAUAUCGUUCCCCGAAAGGAACAGAGGCUCCACUCACAGCACAGAGUUUGUUUGCCGAAGUUGUUGCCCCUCAGAUCGAGAAAGACUUUGAAGAGGGCACUUUCAGCAAAGACCAGCUGGAGAAGUAUGGAUUUGAGUCCACGCAGGAGGGGAAACUCUUCAAGCUGUAUCCAAAGAACUAUGUGCGUUAAUGGUCUACCCACAGUGUGAUGUUCUUGUAAACAAAUACACAAACUGGAAACUGAUGGGACACUUUCAGGAAAAUAAUCACAAAUGGGACUGUCUACUGUUUUCAGAAUUGUUUUUCUGAAGUGUUUCUGAUAUUUGAUUAUCUGGCAAUAUGAACUUAAAAGGCAUAAUUCAUACUGCAGAACUGUAUAUUAAUCACUGUAAAGAUCAGAUGAACAGCUAAAAUUAAAAUUGCCAAUAUACAAAACAAAA